CCCUGUUACACAGAGCCUUGGAGUGGCUGAUAGAUGAGGGGUGGUGACAUGUCCUUUAUUUACUAGAAGUGAAGUAAACCUGUUCUUCAAGUCCCUGUUUAUCUAUAACCCUGGUUGCUCAUAAACUGGGUCCAGAUUACUUUGGAUUCCCACUGCAGUCAGAGAGGAGCACUUCUCCUUCUUAACUGCACUUUCUGCAACAAACCACAGCUAUAAAAGCAGCCGCCAGCCAACAGGAACCUGCCAUGGCGCUGCGCCCGCGUGCUUCCUCUCAGCCUGGAAAACUUUCCUUCUUCCAGAGUCCCAAGGUGGCUUCGGCCCUUCGACCGCGGGCUGUUUCCUCGUGGUCAGGCUCCAUGCUGGAAGAUGAGCUGUCUUGUCCUGUCUGCUGCGAAAUCUUCAAGGACCCCGUAGUGCUCAAGUGCAGCCACAGCUUCUGCCAAGCCUGUCUGCAGCAUUUCUGGAACAAGAAGAAGGCCAGGCGUGAGUGUCCCAUCUGCAGGAGGAAGUGCUCCCUGACGGAGCCCACAGUCAGCCUGACACUGAAGAACGUGGCCGACACCUUCCUGAGGGAGCAGGAGCGCAAGACGGCCACAGCUGCGACAGGUUCAGGGGCCGGCGGGGCAGGGGCGGGGGAGCAAGCAGGGAUAGUGGAGGUGAACUGCAUCACACACGGGGAAGUUCUCAAGCUCUUCUGUCUGGAUGACUUUGAAGUCCUCUGCUGUGUGUGUCACACUUCCAAGAAGCACCUGGGACACAGAGUGUGUCCCUUGGAAGAGGGAGCUCAGGACCUCAAGGCAGAGAUGAAGAAAGAGCUGAUUCCUCUGAAGAAAAACCUGCGUUGCCUGUAUGAAGCCAAGCAGGAGUGUGAUGACACAACGGUGCACAUCAAGAACCAGACUCAGGCCACAGAAAAGCAGAUCAAACAGGAGUUUGAGCAACUGCGGGAGUUUCUGCAGAAGGAGGAGACAGCUCGACUGGCUGCCCUGCAGCAGGAGGAGGAGGAGAAAAAUGAGCUGGUGAAGAAGAAGUCAGAGAGCAUCACCAGCAGUAUCCUCACCUUGUCUCACGCUAUCAUUGCCAUUGAGAAUGAGAUUGCUUCUAAUGAUGCUCUCUUCCUUAAGAAUUAUACCAACACAAAGAAAAGAGCACAGAUCCCACAGAGGGAUCCAGGAAAAGUGUCAGGUGCUCUUAUAAAUGUGGCCAAGCAUGUCAGUUCCAUCAAGUACCGUGUGUGGGAGAAGAUGGUGGAGCUGGUUCAGUACACACCCAUCACCCUGGACCCCAACACUGCCUACUCCCGGUUGUCCCUCUCUACAGACCUGACCAGUGUCACCAACCAUGGAUCCCUCCAACAGCUCCCAGACAAUCCUGAACGUUUUGGACACUUUGUAUUCGUGCUGGGCUCAGAAGGCUUCACUUCGGGCCGCCAUGCCUGGGAGGUGGAGGUGGGUGACAAGGCGGACUGGAUGCUCGGGGUGGUCAAGGAGUCCAUCGACAGGAAAGGUCGCAUCUCGGGCUGUCCUGAGGGCGGCUUUUGGAUGAUCUCACACUACGAGGGCGAGUACUCGGCCAUGACAAGGCCCAGCACCCCGCUGCAUCUUGAGGGAAAGCUCACCCGAGUCAGGGUGCAGCUGGACUACGACUCCGGAGAGGUGACCUUCUCCAACCCUGUCAGCAUGACAUCCAUCUACACCUUCACCGACUUCUUCACUCAGAAGAUGUACCCCUUCUUCUGUCCUGGAGCCAACAUCAAUGGCAAUAACCCCAAACCACUUAAGAUCUGCCACGCCAAGGUGGCUGUGUGGAACAGUGUGACAUGGUGAUUUGAGAGCUCUUAAAUGUAUUUCAAAUUUAAGAAAUUACCCAAGUGUGAAUCAAAUCAUUUAAGCAGAUGUCAGUGCAUGUUGGUGUGUAAAUGACCACGAUACAAUCAAAGUAAUUAUAACAAGUAUUGGUUUAUUUCACUUGGGUUCAUUUGGUGAUUGACUGCAGUUUAUGAACCACAAAGUGGUUGUUUAAAGCUACCAGGGGAUGGUCUUUCCUGUAUAAUCCAAGAAGGCUCCAUUCUGCUUCUCAGUCAGGGAAGCCAUCACGCUAAGCAUCCCCUGCACACUCUCCUGAACAUCAAUCUCCCCCUGGUGGUCGGAAACACACAGUUAACAUGAAGGCUCACACAGCGGGUCAAUUCUCCUCACUCUUAGUUAGGAAAAAAGGCAAAACUGAUGUUUUGCACCCACAGACCAGUUAUAGACUCUACAGCUGCAUUCACACUUAAAGCAAUAUAAGGGGUUCAAAUCUGCUUUUUCCCCUCAAAUGUGACACAGAACAGUUUUUGUCAGUGUAAACUGUAAAAAACAAAACAAAACAACAUUCUCAAUCUGCUAUUUUUAUGUCAUAUGUGAUCCAUAUCUGAUUUGAGAGAGAGACAGCAGUGGCCAAGCGACCUAUAGAUUGAAUGGGAAAGGGAGGUGCCGGUGAAUCAGAUAAAUAAAACGUUGUUUUCUGAUUGUUUCACAGCAGUUACGUUCUAAAGCACAAAUAAACACGCCCAUACCUCCACACGAACCUGCGGCUAAUCGCUGCAAGGCCUGAUCCAUAAUCGGGUGAUGUUAGACAGGAAAAAACGGCUAAUAGGCUAAAACUAAAGUAAUGAGCCUAUUUAAAUUUCAGUAAUUGUAAUUGCGUUAUUUAAUUUAAAAAAGUAAUUAUUUACAUGUCUAGUUAUGGCCAAAAGUAGUGGAAUUACAGUUACUCCCAACACUGCUUAAAAAAAAGCUAAAUGCUUGAAUAAAAGAAGCCAGUGCUGCUUUACAAGUCCAUUUUACAAGGAUCAAUAUUCUAAUGCAGUUAUCCGUCCUAUGAAAACACUGGAGCUGUGUGACGACAUCAGCAGACUACAGAAAAUUUAAUCAACGUGGUCUUAAACUUUCAUGUGUAUACUUCUGCAUCCCUUGAAGUUACUUCACAAAGCAGAAUAAGCAAGUUAGGAAGAUACAUGUUGCUAUGGCGAUAGUUAUGCUAUAUCCUGGCAAACUGGAUUUUAAUCUGUAAAACAAAACUUAAAAUUAAAGUUUUAUGAAUAUGAUUCUGUCAUAUAUAUUGAUGAUUGUGAAUAAUGAGUAGGUAUUUCUUAACACAGAUAAAUGUCUAACUUUUAAUCUUGCUUUGUGUGACGUCUUUGGUAUUGUUUUGAAUAUCUGGAUUACUACAGUUAGGUUACUUGUUCAGACUGGUAUCAGAUAUUGGACACACUGGGAGCGUGAACACUUUCACCUAAAAAAGUUCAAAGAGCAUGUGAAUUGAGUAGCGGGAUCCUGCAAUGUGAUUAAAGCCUACUUUGUAAAAAUAUUUGUCACCAUGAGAACUGCUUACUUUUCUUAGUUUUCGUCUACUACUACUGUAGUUGUUUCUUUGCUAUUUUCAGAAACCACAACAAGUUAACACUCAAAGCUAUUAUGUGAGAAAUGUGAAAUCAUACAACAUGAUGUUAAUUGUGCUUCUCAAUUAAUAAAGUAAAAUAUCAUUCAGAGCUGA
Molecule: messenger RNA, 3537 nt
Organism: Siniperca chuatsi (mandarin fish)
Lineage: Eukaryota; Metazoa; Chordata; Actinopteri; Centrarchiformes; Sinipercidae
Gene: trim35-12
Product: tripartite motif containing 35-12
Exons: 6
Coding region: 246-1826 (526 amino acids)
Molecular function (GO): zinc ion binding; protein binding
Source: RefSeq, a predicted model, not a curated record